GUGUUUUUCACUGUCCUUCCUAUCUCUCCUAUCCUAUCUCGUGCUCACCAAGAGACUAUCGAAAAGUAACAUUAGCAUGUGAAAUAAUUGCCUAGUUCGGUUAAAAACAGCAUUAAAUCAUUAAAAAUGGGUGAUUCGGAUGAGAAGAAGUCACUAAACUUCCAUCAAAUGGAGCUAGACGAUCGAAUUUUGAAGGGAAUCGCAAAACUCGGCUGGCUUUGCCCCACAUUGAUCCAGGAGAAGGCUAUUCCGCUACUGCUGGAAGGGAAAGACGUGCUGGUACGUGCCCGUACCGGAUCAGGCAAAACGGCGGCAUUCUCAAUUCCGAUCAUUCAGAAGAUCCUUAAUCAUAAACGGGAAGCCAAGGAGCAGCAAACCACUGUGGUGGUCCUGGCCCCAAGCAAAGAUCUCUGCCACCAAAUAUCAAAGGUUAUUGAGGACCUGACGAUCAAGUGCGGUCGAUUAGUUCGCUGUGUGGAUUUGUCCACUAAAGUGGAUAAGGUGGCGUUGAAGCAUAUGCUGGCAGAGCGUCCGGAUAUCGUGGUAUCCACUCCGGCAAAGCUCGUGGCACAGCUGCAAGAAGGGAACCUUUCCGUUAAAGAUAGCCUCCAGACUCUAGUGGUUGAUGAGGCGGAUUUGAUGUUCACUUUUGGCUUCGAGAAUGACUUGAAAUCAGUUUUGGAUUAUUUUCCAAGUGUGCACCAAUCCAUUCUGGCUUCGGCUACGUUGGAAAAAGAUGUGCUGGAGCUGAAGAAAAUUAUUCUGCACAAUCCGGUCAUUUUGAAGCUGGAAGAACCGGAAAUGGCACCGGCAUCGCAACUGACUCAUUAUCAUAUAAUGGCGGAAGAACUGGAAAAAGCGGCUGUUCUCUACACCUUGUUUAAGCUGCAGUUGGUUAAAGGCAAGAGCAUCAUAUUCGUCAAUUCUAUCGACCGUUGUUACAGAUUGAAGUUGUUCUUGGAGCAGUUCGGAAUAAGAUCCUGUAUUUUGAACUCUGAGCUACCGGCGAAAAUAAGAUGUCACACUGUCAAUCAAUUUAAUCAGGGUCUCUACGACAUAAUUAUUGCCUCUGAUGAGCUUCAUGUUCUGGAUCCUGCGGUUACAGAAAAGAAAGGCCAGAAGAAGAAAUUGAUGAAACAGAUCGCCAAACAGGUGGAAUCGGAAGCUGGAGUUUCUCGUGGAAUCGAUUUCCAGUUUGUCUCGAAUGUUAUCAACUUUGACUUUCCUAAAGAUAUCAACGCGUAUAUCCAUCGGGCUGGAAGAACCGCCAGGGGGAACAACACCGGAAGUGUAUUGUCUUUUGUUUCCAUCGAAGAAAAAGAAGCUAUGGAUGCAGUCGAGGAUCAUCUAAGGCCGAGUUACGAAGAGGGAGAUAAGGUGCUUAAAAACUAUCAAUUUAAAAUGGAAGAAGUUGAGCCGUUCCUUUAUAGAGCUAGAGAUGCUUGGAGAGCAGUGACUAAGUUUUCCAUCCGCGAAGCCAGGAUCAAAGAAAUUAAAACAGAAAUGUUCAAUUCAGAGAAACUCAAGAGCUUCUUUGAGGAAAAUCCUCGCGAUUUGCAAGCCCUCCGUCACGAUCGUACUUUGCACACAGUGAAGGUACAGGAACAUCUUGGUGAUGUUCCGGAAUAUAUCGUUCCAGAUUCCUUGAAACACGUAGCGGGCAUCACCACUAAGCGGAAGAAAAGUUUUGUACCGAAAAAGCGAAAAACGGACGACAAGGCUAACAAUCCUCUUAUGGUAGAGGGAAUCGAUUAUGGAAAGCAACGACGAGUAUAAUAAACAGCAAUUUAUGUUAUUCUA
This is a messenger RNA of Armigeres subalbatus, 1800 nucleotides long. It is a transcript of the gene Hlc, whose product is annotated as probable ATP-dependent RNA helicase DDX56. Bases 127 to 1776 code for a protein of 549 amino acids. The transcript has 6 exons. The record is from RefSeq and is a predicted model, not a curated record. Lineage: Eukaryota; Metazoa; Arthropoda; Insecta; Diptera; Culicidae. Gene Ontology annotation, molecular function: ATP binding; RNA helicase activity; nucleic acid binding.